AUGGAGCUUCAAAGGAAUGUUACAGAAUUCAUUCUUUUGGGACUCUCAACAAUUCCAGAGGUACAAAAAGUAUUGUUCCUUGUGUUCAUUAUUAUAUAUAUCAUCACCAUAGUGGGGAACCUCCUCAUUGUGGUCACCAUUGCUAGUAGCCAGGCACUAACCUCACCGAUGUAUUUCUUCCUGGCUUAUUUAUCUUUUAUUGACACUUGCUAUUCCACCUCAGUGGCCCCAAAACUCAUUUCUGAUUGUCUGUAUGAGAAGAAAACCAUCUCUUUCAAUGGGUGCAUGAUCCAACUCUUUGCAGAGCAUUUCUUUGGUGGUGCUGAGAUCAUCCUGCUCACAGUAAUGGCCUAUGACCGAUAUGUGGCUAUCUGCAAGCCUUUGCACUAUGUGACUAUCAUGAACCAGCGUCUAUGUGGCCUUCUGGUGUUACUGGCAUGGGUAGGUGGCUAUCUACACUCCAUGAUUCAGAUCCUCCUUGUCUUCCGGUUACCCUUUUGUGGUCCUAACCUGAUGGAUCACUUUGUUUGUGAUUUUUACCCACUGUUAGAGCUUGCCUGUACUGAUACCUAUGUUAUUGGUAUCUUGGUGAUGGCCAACAGUGGAGUAAUCUGCCUGGUGAACUUUUUCAUGCUUGCAGCCUCCUAUGUAAUCAUCUUGCAUUCUUUGAGGUUUCACGGUAAGGAAGGGAGAAGUAGAGCCCUCUCUACCUGUAGUUCCCAUUUCACUGUUGUCAUUUUGUUCUUUGUACCCUGUAUAUUCACAUAUGUUCGACCCAUGUGUACUCUGCCCAUUGAUAAAACUGUGGCCAUAUUCUAUGGCAUUCUUACUCCUAUGCUGAACCCUUUGAUCUACACCCUGAGAAACUCAGAGGUAAAAAAUGCCAUAAGAAAAUUAUGGGCAUAA
Messenger RNA from Dromiciops gliroides (monito del monte), 906 nucleotides. Its product is annotated as olfactory receptor 4C3-like. Gene Ontology annotation, cellular component: membrane. The record is from RefSeq and is a predicted model, not a curated record. Lineage: Eukaryota; Metazoa; Chordata; Mammalia; Microbiotheria; Microbiotheriidae. The transcript has a single exon. Gene Ontology annotation, biological process: G protein-coupled receptor signaling pathway. Bases 1 to 906 code for a protein of 301 amino acids. Gene Ontology annotation, molecular function: G protein-coupled receptor activity; olfactory receptor activity.